Messenger RNA from Macrobrachium nipponense, 1561 nucleotides. It is a transcript of the gene Cdc23, whose product is annotated as cell division cycle protein 23 homolog. Gene Ontology annotation, cellular component: anaphase-promoting complex. Gene Ontology annotation, biological process: anaphase-promoting complex-dependent catabolic process; cell division; protein ubiquitination. The record is from RefSeq and is a predicted model, not a curated record. Gene Ontology annotation, molecular function: protein binding. NCBI's taxonomy places the organism in Eukaryota, Metazoa, Arthropoda, Malacostraca, Decapoda, Palaemonidae. The transcript is spliced from 10 exons. The coding region runs from base 168 to 1466 and encodes 432 amino acids.
AAUAUUCAUAAUAGUCUAUUCUUUUUGUGCUUUCAUUCUAAACUUCUAUUGCUUCAGUGACAAAUGAUCAGCACAAAGGAGGUUACUUGAAGGAACUUCAUGCAGAACUCUCAAAACUUUACACUCUUCAUACGUCAGGGCCCCCAUCCAGAUCAGGUGAGUCUACCAUGGAUGCAUGGCUCUUAUGGCUGUACGGUGUUGUAUUAAAACGCCUCGACCUUACUCGACAGGCAGCUGAUGUAUUAUGCCUGUCCUUACAUGAACAGCCCAUGCACUGGGGUGCUUGGUUAGAGUUAGCUGCGCUUAUAACCGAUAGAGAGAUGCUAAGUACUCUCAAGUUACCUGACCAUUGGAUGCGGAAGAUGUUUUAUGCUCACACUUACCUUGAGCUUCAGUUAAAUGAGGAAGCAUUGGAAAUCUACUCAAGUCUGCAAGAGGCAGGACUUCAUCAUUCAACAUAUAUUAUGGCCCAGGUGGCGAUCACACAUCAUAACCAAAGAGAUGUGGAUCAAGCUGUUACAAUAUUCAAAGAGUUGGAGUCUAUAGAUCCUUUCCGUCUAGAUAACUUGGACACGUAUUCAAAUUUAUUAUAUGUGAAAGAAAUGAGAGUAGAGUUGUCACAUCUAGCUCAUCGUGUUGUGCAGGUUGAUAAAUAUCGUAUGGAGACAUGUUGUGUUGUUGGAAAUUACUACAGUUUACGAUCGCAGCACGAGAAGGCCGUCCAGUACUUUCAGAGAGCUUUAAGGCUUAACCCCCAUUAUCUUGCCGCCUGGACUUUGAUGGGCCACGAAUAUAUGGAAAUGAAAAACUCAAAUGCAGCAAUACAGUGUUAUCGCCAAGCCAUAGAGGUGAACAGACGUGAUUAUAGGGCAUGGUAUGGCCUAGGUCAGACAUAUGAAAUACUCAAACUUCCAGCUUACUGUUUGCACUACUUCAAGCAGGCUCAGAAAUUGCGACCAAAUGAUUCAAGAAUGCUUGUAGCCCUUGGUGAGAGCUAUGAAAGAUUAGAGAAAUGGGAUGAAGCCAAGAAAUGUUUCCGCAAAGCACAUAGUGUGGGUGACAUUGAAGGUAUCGCUCUGCUAAGGUUAGCCAAGUUGUACAGUCGUUUAGGUGAAGGUGAACGUGCCAGUGUAUUAUAUGAACGAUACCUGCAAGAAACAGAAGAUGCUGGUCUGAGUGAAGACAGAGGCCAGGCGUACCAGUUUCUUGCAAAUCAUUUCUUACAAAAAAACAUUCUUGAUUUGGCAUAUUGUUAUGCACAGAAAUGCACCUUAUUUAUGGAGACUAGGGAGAGUGGUAAAACAAUGCUGAGAGAAAUUGCUAAUAGACGGCAGCACACUGAGCAGAAUACUCAGGAUGAUUGUGGCAGCAUCUUGGUGAGCAGAGUGAGAUCAAGAGUAACUUUAGGUAAUGAACGUUCUUCUUCUUCAAGAUUACCCUCCCUGAACCUCACAUACACACCAUAACAGGAUUUCAAACUAGAAACUUUUAAAUUCUACUAUUUCUUAUUUCAUUUCCAGCCAAAUUAUAUUCUUGUGAUAAAAAAUGGUUAUUUCAUUCA